CGAGCCUGUUGGGCGCAGCGAGCCACCGUCCAGAAAUGGUGUAGGAUAUCAAGAGCAACACCGAGGAAGAGCGGCCAAAACGAGGAGCGAGGCUUCGAGGUUUACGAAAACAGCACAGGAGAGCCAUUCAGAAGAGCCGGGGGUCAAAGGUGAGAAGAGCAGAGGGCACCAUGGAGAGUGAGCCAGGGGCCCCUGCCUCCACUGCCAGCAGUGCUGGGACCAGCACCACCUCCUCCUCCUCCACCACCAGCUCCUCCAGCACCACAGCUGUCAGCAGUAGUAGUACCUCUAACACUACUGCUACUACUACUUCCACCACUUCGACUAGCAGUAGUAAUAGUAGUAGCAGCAGUAGUAGUAGUAACACCAGUACUUCCAGUAGUACUACUGCAGCAGGAAGAGCAGUGCCUCAGAUAUCUGUUUACAGUGGGAUAACUGACCGGCAAACGGUGCAGGUGUAUCAGCAGACGUUCAACAGACAGCCUAACACAGCAGCACAGUACCUGCAGCAGAUGUAUGCGGCUCAGCAACAGCAUCUGAUGUUACAAACUGCAGCCCUCCACCAGCAGCACAGCCUCAGCACAGCUCAGCUCCAGAGCCUGGCUGCUGUACAGCAGGCCAGUAUUGCAGCUGGCCGACAAAGCUCUUCACAAAAUGGCACUUCAUCUCAACAAACAGGAUCUACUCAGGCCACAAUUAACCUGACCACCUCCCCAGCGGCAGCUCAGCUGAUCAGCCGGGCCCAGAGCAUUAGUUCCACCCCCACCAGUAUUUCCCAGCAGGCUGUCCUACUGGGUAGCCCAUCCAGCCCCACUCUCACAGCCAGCCAGGCACAGAUGUACCUGCGUGCACAGAUGGCACAGCAAAGUAACCUGGUGCAGGUGGCCAGGAGCCUGGGUCGGGCUGUUCCCCUGUCCCCACAGCUCAUCUUCACUCCAGCCGCCACAGUGACAGCUGUCCAAUCAGAAAGCUCCACGCAGGCCUCCUCACAGAAUCAGGUCCAGAAUCUGGCCAUCCGUGGCCAGCAGGGGGCAGCCACGUCCUCCUCUCAGACUCAGACCCUGCAGGCUCUCAGUCUGAAGCAGAACCCCGUGCCCAUCCAGCCUGCCUCAUUGAUUAAGAAUCCCAGCCAAGGGACCCAGGCCUCCACAGGGGGGAAGGCCAGCUCCUCUGACAACCCCUCUGAAGGAGGGAAGAAAGGGGACAGUGCAGCAGUGACAGAAGUCCGAGCUAUAAACAUGAGCCGCAGUGUCACAACUGUCAGCGCUCAGCCUCUGAUUGCUCCAGCGUACGCACAGAUUCAGCCUCACUCACUGGUUCAGCAGCACAAGCAGCAGCAGUUUGUGGUCCAGCAGAGUCAAGGUUCCCAAAGAACGACGGGUCAGUUGCUGCAGACGGCCUCCAUUCAGCCGUCACAGCACCCUGUCCCUGUGCUGCCCAAACCUGCUCCACACCUGCCUCCCACACCCAGCCAGCAGGCCACUAUCUUCCACUCCACUAUCAGCCCUCACGCCCUACACUCCUCCCUCAACCAUGCCAAAGCUCAGCCCGUCCAGCUCACUGCCAUCAACCUACAAAUACAGCCAACGGCCUCUCGAAUGGUUCAGGACAAUAAAGAUAAGCCAACCUCACUAGUGGUCAGAGAGACAUGUCAGACUCCCUCUACACAGCAACAACAACAACAACAACAACAACAACAGCAGCAACAGCAACAACAACAACAGCAACCUGCGCCUUCUCCAUCACAACCUCCCAAGCCUGUAGAGCAGCCCAAGGUCGAUCCAGCCACACCAGCUGUUCAGCCACAAGGGGGCUCAACCAAGAGGCCAAGUGUGGCACCAGGGACCCCACCUCCAGCCAUGACCUCAGGAAAUGAGAGCGAAGCGCCCACCGUGACGGGCAGCACGCCGCAGAACGGAGAGAACAAACCGCCUCAGGCCAUCGUCAAGCCCCAGGUCCUCACACAUGUCAUCGAAGGCUUUGUCAUCCAGGAAGGAGCCGAGCCGUUCCCUGUGUGUGUGGAGCGCCUGCCCAUUCUAAUCGACAGCCCAAAGAAGCUGGAUCAUCAGCUCUCUUCAGACCCCGACAAAACGCCGGUCAGCAACGCAGCAAACUCCGACUCUGAGCCCGAGGACAUGAACCAGCCAGAAAAAGAAGAACCCAAACUGACGUGUGAAUACUGCGGCUGGGUCGACUUUGCCUACACGUUCAAGGGCACUAAAAGGUUCUGCUCAAUGGUUUGUGCAAAAAGGUACAACGUGGGCUGUACAAAGCGGAUAGGACUCUUUCGUCCAGAGAGAAACAAACCAGCAAAUCGCUGGCGUCGAAGAUCUCAGGGCCGCGCCGGUAUAGAGGCGAAAAAGCAGAAGCUGUCCCCUUCACCACAGCAGACUCAGGGUGGUUCUGUAUCGUCGCCACAUCCCUCACAGCCCAGUCAGGAGGAGUCCAGCCCAUGCUCAGACAUGUCCAGCUAUGAGGAGCCGCCAUCUCCCCUGUCGGCAGCCAGUUCAGGGCCCCUGGCUCCUGCUCCGGCCCCAGCCCAGGUCCCCGUCCACCGGCAGCCCAGCAGAGCCUCGGACCAAGAGAGUUGCGGUGGCAGAGACGCAGCGUCAUUCUGUCAGCGCUUCUUACCCAACGAUCCCACCAAGUGGAACGUGGAAGAAGUUUACGAGUUCAUCCGUUCGCUGCCAGGCUGCCAGGAGAUAGCAGAUGAGUUUCGCUCUCAGGAGAUCGAUGGACAGGCUCUGCUCCUGUUAAAGGAGGACCACCUGAUGAGCACCAUGAACAUUAAACUGGGACCUGCACUCAAGAUCUUUGCACGUAUCAACAUGCUCAAAGACUCUUAGCAGGAAAGCAUGUGCGUGUGUGUGUGUGUGUGUGCGUGCGCGCGCGUGUAUGUAGAACAUAGCACUGACAGCACAGGGUACUGACUGCACUGUGACCUGGCAUUCUCCACACUACUGGACCGGUUUCUUUGAUACAGAAUCUCACUCAAGCUUGUCUUGAUCCCACAAACAGAUCGUACUACAUGAGUUCAAUCACUACGUGACCAGUCCUAUGUGUGGUUGGUAGGACUUCUGGUGAUUUCUUUGUUGUGGCUCUUCAAGCACAUAUAUUUCUGCGUAUUUUAAAGUAUUGUAUUAGAAAAGGAUAACCUAAAAAAAAUGCUUGCUUGAAGUGGUUUUUGACUUCUUCAGAAAAGACCUAAUGCACUUCAUGGGAGAGAGAAACAGCUUUUCAAGAAUAAUUUGUAGCAAACAUUCAAUUCACAUGACUGAUUUACGCCUUUCGAAACUCCAAACAGCAUUAAACAUAGCCAAUAAUGACUGACAUGAAACAAUAAUUGCAACUUGCUCAGUUCGUCAAAAUUCUUGAAGAAUUCUCUUCACUUUUUGUAGAUGACUGAAGAGACGGGUGUUGUUUGUUUCUUCUCUAAGGUAUUUUAGUGGUUGGUAAACGUAGCCUAUACCACCACUUUUGAUGACACUAUACUACCACGAUCAUUCGCUUCAAAACAGUUAAUGGAAGCCAGCCUAAAUUGCUUCAAAUUUGCCUAACAGUUCAACGGAAACACAGCUAAUGAAAUGUGUAAACCUCUGCAAAAACCAUGUCAAAGAUACACCUGAUCAACCAGGGAGCUGUUUGUCUGAUGUUAAUAAGACAUGAUGUAGGUUGAUGCAGAUGUAACUGCAUGCAGAACAUGCACGUGCUGCUGUUGGAUCCACCAGACUGGGGAAUUAAAUGCCUUUAAAUGGGAAUGAAAAGUAAAAAAGAGGAAAGGAAACAAGGGGAGAGAGAUGGGAUCAACAUGAUGCAAAAACAUUGUGGUUUAUGGUCAGACUUUGCUCUGCCAUAAUCCCACAUUCUUAAAAAAAUAAUGCAUGUGACCAACAAGUGAAAAGGUCGCCUUAUUUUUGCUUCUCUUGCUAUCUUAAGCUUCCUGUCAGAAAGAAAAGCCCUUAACAACAGCACUGCUUUCCUUGACCUGACACAUUAUCAUCUAUUAUCUGUUUUAUCUGUUAGGAUCUGAUUGCAUUGCGACUGCAUUGAGAUAACAAGAUUGCUUAUUAAUACCAGAUGUAGACGCCAAAGGCCCUUAUCAAAUGUCAUUAUCCAGAUAAGCCACCUAGGUACCAAUUCUGGGAUAAUGUGAUAAUUCCAGAUGUUAAGGGGCUCUUUGAUUCAGUCUGAAGGGGAAAAAAAGAUCUCUGUAGGAAGUUCAUCUUACAAAUGGUGAAGAAAAUGGAGCUGAGAGAACAAGCAGUGCCGGAGUCCUGUACCUGUUCAGUUGUGUCGAGGUUGGGUCACACUGCAACCGUCAGUGCUGAAUCGAGGCAUUAAGACAGAACAUGAGUGAAGUCUGGAUUAGGUAUAUUAUUAGACAUGUUUUUUGUACAGUUUUAUUAGUGUGUGAAUGAGAGAGAGGUGGCAGUAAGUGUGGCUGGGAACAGAAGAUUGCAUUCAUUAAUUUGCUCAUUCUUAUUCAGAAGAUGCUCCUUUUGCCUUUUCUCACAAUAAGACUCUCACAGCUCUCGAAUACAAAGCUGGAAUGCAGAGAAACCGUCAAAGCAGCUUCUUUCAGGACAUCGAUUUUUCCUUUCACUUGCCAGUUUUUCUCCUAUACAUUUAAACUGCUUACAAAUGAUUCUUUGGCUGCGUUUUCAAAAUGAUUUACUAAAAUAUGACAUUGAUUUCUUGUCUCGGUGUCAUAAGAAGACACUAAGUUAUCUGAGUAACAGUUUGGGUUUGCUGCUCUCUUUGCACCACCCUGCUCUUGGCACUUAUUUUUAUUUUUAUACGCUCCACCUAAACUGAAAAAUGUAUCGUGGCAUUUGUGAAACAAUGCAGAGAAGUUUGUAUGUACAUAGCAACAACCAACAAGAGAGGAAAAAAAAGAGUGAGUCUGUCAUUUCUUUAAGUUAUCUGUUAUUUUAAAACAGAAGUUUAAUGGUGUUCAAUAUUUUGAAAUAUGCAAAUGUAUAAAAUAUCAUUGGCCUGGGAGUUGUUUUUAUUAAUGUCUUUGUUUUCUAAUGAGAAGAUGAUCUUAUCUAUUUGUGUUUUGUGGGUGUUACGGAAAGUUAACUUUUUUAGAUGAUGCUUUGUCAAAUGCUUGUAUUUAUCAAAACAGUUUGUUACACAUUUUGCAGUUAUAAAUAAUUUGCAAUACAGUUCUGUCUU
This is a messenger RNA of Stegastes partitus (bicolor damselfish), 5178 nucleotides long. RefSeq names its product polyhomeotic homolog 2b (Drosophila) (gene phc2b). Gene Ontology annotation, cellular component: PRC1 complex; nucleus. Lineage: Eukaryota; Metazoa; Chordata; Actinopteri; Pomacentridae. The coding region runs from base 171 to 2846 and encodes 891 amino acids. Gene Ontology annotation, biological process: negative regulation of DNA-templated transcription. The record is from RefSeq and is a predicted model, not a curated record. Gene Ontology annotation, molecular function: zinc ion binding; chromatin binding; histone binding. The transcript has 15 exons.